GGUACAUGACACUUCACAACAGAGUGAAAUUGACUUUUCAGAAUCAUCAUAGUAAAGAUUACGAUUUAAUAAAUAAGACGAAAAGCGUACAACAACUGCCCGUGAUAUGAAACAAUGUGGUGCUACGUUUCUCAGCCCAAUUCCCUUAUCUUAGGGGUAGAAGUGGAUCCAAAAGCUAAUGGCCAAGAGUGUCUGGAUAAGAUAUGUGAACAGUUAGACAUAAUAGAAGUAGAUUACUUUGGAUUAAUGUAUAAAGGCAGUAAAAGUGAAAAUUUAUGGUUAAAUCUUCGAAACCGGAUUGAUGAUCAGCUGUCUGGACCACCACCAUACCAACUUCAGAUAAGGGUGAAGUUUUUUGUAAAACCACACUAUAUUCUUCAAGAAUCAACAAGACAUCAGUUUUAUCUCCAAGUUAAACAAGAACUUCACAACAAAGUGUUGGAAGUGGAAAAUGAAAACAAAGCAAUUAACAUGAUAGCAUUAAUGGCACAAGCAGAAUUUGGGGAUCAAAAUAACAAUUCUUAUCAACUGAACAAAUACAAGGAACUCUUUCGGGGAAUUUGUGAAUUUACAGCCGAUAAUGUCCAUAGAGUUUUUGAGGAGCAUACAGGAUUGUGUGGAACGUCUCAACCUACAGCAGAAUAUCAGCUUUUACAAGAAGCAGCCGAACUAGAAAACUAUGGGAUGGAAACCCACUUUGCAAGAAAUGGGAAUGGUGAUGACAUAAAGAUUGGCGUGGGUCCAGGAGGUUUCUUUGUACAUAACUUAACACAUCAUACUACGCAAACUGUUCCAUAUCCAUUAAUACAGAUGGCUACCUAUAUGGAUAGAUCUGUUGUGUUAAAAAUAUAUAAUGCAGAUGGAGAUCCUAAAAAUACAAUGGGGUUUAAACUAGUCAGUCGUAAAGCUGCUAAUGCGCUCUACAGAAGUGUGACAGAGAUGCAUUCUUUCUUUAGAUGUGAUACUGUUAGAAAUGAUGUGUCUACACAGUUUAGUAGAGAUCUAAAAGGAACCUUAGCUUCUCUGUUUAAUGAAAAUACAGAUCUAGGAAAGAAGUAUGUAUUUGAUAUUCGUCGAACCUGUCGUGAAGCUUAUGAUCAUGCUCGACGAAUUUUACACACCAACCAUAAAGUUCCAUCUUCUACAUCAGUUCAACAUAAAUCAUUAUCAAUAGAAAGUGAUAAAAUAACACACAGCAAUGUAUCAGAUAUAUCAGAAUGCGAGAUUUUAAAGAAGAAAAUCCAAUGUUUAGAGGAAGGAUUUACAUGUUUAGUUUGUAGAGACAGUUCAAUACAAACAGCAUUGUGUCCAUGUGGUCAUGUUAUUUGUUGUCAGAUGUGUGCUGAACAAUUACAAGAGUGUCCAUUGUGUCGAAGUAAAAUUGAAAAAGUGCAGCGUGUAUACAUUCCUGGAAUUCAGGGAGAAGAAAGUAGAAAUAUUGACAUUGCUAGUAAUGAAACUUGAUUUGUAUUGAGCUUUCAUCAAACUUGUUCCUUGCCAUCCAUUUAUUACUCAUACCAAAUGUUCUCCACAUUGUUUAUAUUUAAAUUAAUCACAUGUCAAAUAUUCCCUCUUCAUAUCAAAAAAAAAGAAGUGUCUUAAAGAGUUAUUUUCAGUACGCUUUUCUGUCCUGAAAAAAAAAAGCUGAUGUUAUUUAUUUAAAUGUUAUUAAUUUAUUUUAAAAAAAGAUAGUGUAAGUAAUUUAACACUAACCAACCAGCCUAUAUAUUUAAACAGUUCGGUUUGAACUAUUUGUCUUUUACUUACAUUUAAUGUUUCAUAUCAAAACAAAUUUUUACUAAUGCUACAAUCGAGUGAAUUCAUGAAUUCAAAAUUACAGGUUCCAUUUCUUAAGAAUUCCAAAAUUUAUAAUUUCUUUUUUUAACAUAAAAUUUUAAGUUUUCUAGUGAUUGCAUUUGGAAAAUAGAAUUCUUCAAUUCAUGGAGGGUUAGCGUAACAUCUGUGUCUGUGUUGAAUUAUUGAAAGACAUGGUGUUAAUUUUUCAAUAAAACAUUCUGUAACAUUAAUGGGGAUAAUAUAAACAUAACUUUGAAUAUCUUACUCUGAUAGUCAAAAUUUGAAUUAAUAUUUCCUGUCAUAAUUUUUAGUCAUAGUCGUUCAAUAUUAAGUAAAUAUUUCAUUUUUUUUUUAUUUAUCAAUUAUUAUCUCUAUAUAAUAGAGUCGGAUCUCAUAUUCAUCUUACUUCAUAUGUGUAUAUAUUCAUACAUUGUCAAUAUAGAAGUUUUAAGCAAAAAAGGUUUUGUUUUAAUAUAUGAAAAAUAUCAAAAGUUUGACACUGAAUUACUGUUCUAAGAAUUGUUUGUAACACAACAUUUUAUUUGUACAAAGAAUGAAAUUCUCAAUAUGUAUUUCAAUAUUUUGGAAUAACAAUUUCUUUAAUGAUAGAUUGAUAGGACAUAAUUUAAGAAGACUAUUAUCAGAUGCUUACCUGUUUUCAUAUAGGCACAGUGUCAAACUGAAGAUAAAUUACAUUCCAUUCAAAAUGUAUACGAAUAGUCAGGUCUUUAAAUUGUGAUAAUAAUUUAACAUUUUGCAGACAUAUAUUUUCAUAAAAUACCCAACUCCUGCAUAGCAAAAGCUGUGUCAUAAAAUGUAAUUUAUAUUUAAAAGUUUAAAAGAAGUUCAUGUUUGUAAUGUUGUAAUUGUUAUGUAAAUACAUGUACAGAGAUACAAUAUUAUAUUUAAAAUAUUUUCAUGUUCUAGUAUAUACCACAGCAAACUGGCUUUAGAAAAUAACAUUCCAUUUAAUGAGUUGUACAAACUACUGUACAACAAAAUAAAAAUGUCCUAUACAGUAGAAUCUGCAUUAAGCAGCCACCCAAGGGAAUUUUCACAAAUGACCGCUUAACGGGAGUGGCCUCUUAAUAAAAUCUUGGUGCUUUUUGUGCUGACAUAAAUUAAAUAUUACGCUUGGAUGCAUUGGAAGCGGUAAAUUUGACCGUCGCUGAAUCUUGCGCCGAACGAAAAUUCUUACUCAAAUCUCGGACAUAACUUCUGUAAACUUGUCAUUUUGUACCAACCUUCGAUACUACUGUCUACCAUUGUGAUGCAUUCGAUAAUAUUUAUCCAUUUUUGUGAAGAAAAUCGAUGAAUUAAUUUUAUUUUAUCAAAAAAGAACAUGAACAAAAAAACACCACUGAUUUUAUCACCUAUUUACAGGAGGUGUAACUCUGUAUCUAAUAUUAUAGGAGGCGCUAAAACGUCUGUUUAACAAUAAAGUGGCAAGAGAUACUAGAUGAUCGUGACAAAACUCUUUUAUUUUAUUCAAUCAGUAUCAAAUAAUGUGUCGUUACGCGUGAAAACAAUGAUCAUAUUAGUCGUUUAAUAAAACAAAAGAUUAAUUAAUAGAUAAUCCCGGGUUGAUUGGUAUUUUUAUACGCCCACAUUUUCAUGUGGACGUAUUAUGCCGUCGCCCUUGUCCGUCCGUCCACAAUUUGUUUGUGGACACUCUACAGGUCACAAUUCUUAUCCGAUUUUGACGAAUUUUGAAAUAUAGGUUUAUCUCCAAAAGAUCUCGGUUCCUUUCGAUAUUGGCAUGUAUUGGAUCGAAACUUCAUGGAUUAUGGCCCCUGUUUGUACGAAAAAUCAUGUUUUUAGCUUGUGGACACUAUAGAGCUCACAAUUUUUAUCCGAUUUUGUUGAAACUUGAUAUCUAAGUUGAUAAUCCAAAGAUCUCGGUUCCUUUCGAUAUUCGUGCAUAUCGGAUUGUAACUUCCUGAAUUAUGGCCCCUGAUUGUACCAAAAAUCGUGUUUUUAGCUUGUGGACCCUAUAGAGGUCAUAAUUUUUAUCCGAUUUGAAAAACCGUUCUAUUAUAUCACCGUUAGACCGUAAGGAUGGCUGGGUGUGAAUUUCGUGAAAAUCGGCCUGAAAUUGACAGACAAAAUGGCCGCCGUUCGUUCUCAAAUAGCAUAAAAAUAUGGUAUAUCAAUGUUGUGGUCACUAUAGAGGUCACAAUUUUUAUCCUAUUUUGUUGAAACUUAAAAUGUAAGUAUAUAACCCAAAGAUCUCGGUUCCUUUCGAUAUUUGCGCAUAUCGGACCGUAACUUCCUGAAUUAUGGCCCCUGAUUGUACCAAAAAUCGCGUUUUUAGCUUGUGGACCCUAUAGAGGUCAUAAUUUUUAUCCGAUUUAAAAAAACGUAUUAUUAUAUCACUGUUACACCCUAAAGAUGGCUAAGUUCGAAUUUCGUGAAAAUCGGCCCAAAAUUGACAGACAAAAUGGCCACCGUUUGUUCUCAAAUAGCGUAAAAAUAUGGUAUAUCAAGGUUGUGGACACUACAGAGGUCACAGUUUUUAUCCGAUUUUGUUGAAACUUGAAAUGUAAGUUUAUAAGCCAAAGAUCUCGGUUCCUUUCGAUAUUCGCGCAUAUCGGACUGUAACUUCCUGAAUUAUGGCCCAUGAUUGUACCAAAAAUCGUGUUUUUAGCUUGUGGACCCUAUAGAGGUCAUAAUUUUUAUCCGAUUUAAAAAAACGUAUUAUUAUAUCACCGUUACACCCUAAAGAUGGCUAAGUUCGAAUUUCGUGAAAAUCGGCCCAAAAUUGACAGACAAAAUGGCCGCCGUUUGUUCUCAAAUAGCGUAAAAAUAUGGUAUAUCAAGGUUGUGGACACUACAGAGGUCACAAUUUUUAUCCGAUUUUGUUGAAACUUGAAAUGUAAGUUUAUAACCCAAAGAUCUCGGUUCCUUUCGAUAUUCGUGCAUAUCGGACCGUAACUUCCUGAAUUAUGGCCCCUGAUUGUACCAAAAAUCGUGUUUUUAGCUUGUGGACCCUAUAGAGGUCAUAAUUUUUAUCCGAUUUAAAAAAACGUAUUAUUAUAUUACCGUUCCACCCUAAGGACAGUUGAUUUUGAAUUUUGUGAAAAUCGGCCCAAAAUUGACAGACAAAAUGGCCGCCGUUCGUUCUCAAAUAGCGUAAAAAUAUGGUAUAUCAAGGUUGUGGACCCUAUAGAGGUCACAAUUUUUAUCUGAUUUUGUUGAAACUUGAAAUGUAAGUUUAUAAUCCAAAGAUCUCGGUUACUUUCGAUAUUCGUGCAUAUCGGACCGUAACUUCCUGAAUUAUGGCCCCUGAUUGUACGAAAAAUCGCUUUCUUUUUAGCUUGUUCUCUAUCCAUCUCUCGAAAGUGUCCUGUCUGGCAGCUGCUGGUUACAUUUCUUUUUACCUGAUCAGUGGGGGUCCAGUUAAUUAACUACUACUCACGGGAUUAGCGGGGGUGUUACAAAGAACGACAAGAUGGUAUCAUUCAACAAUGGCCGUUGAAUGGGCGAUGUUUUGUUGAAUUUAUUAGUAAAAUAGUGACCGCUGGCCAUGUUAGAGGAGUGACCGUUGAAUAAAGAGAUGAGACAACAGAAUUUUUACGGGGGGAAUUUAUCGUGACCGCUUACAAGGAGAUGCCGCUGAAUAGGAGUGGCUGCUCAUACAGAUUCUACUGUACUUGCUAUAAAAGCUUUACCGGCAGAGUAAGCCAUAUUUUUAGGGGGCUUAUCUCUGUCAACAAGAAACCAGGUGUGACCUCAGUCCAGAGAUAUAUUCAUUCUAAGUAACUACAAAUGACAGAGGUUGUUUUAUAGGCAACAUAAAUUGCAACAGCAAAAGGAGAAUGUGCUUUAUGAAAUGAAAUUCAGUUUGGAAGACACCAUUGUUAAAUAGUAUGGUAAAUGGGUCUGUAGCAAGGGUUUAUGGGCAUUUGUUAUUAUGUUUGCUAAUAAAAGGGUACAUGUUGUUUAACCGAUAUAGUUUUGUCUCAGGGAAUGAAUAGUAUUCACUUACUGUUUAUUCAAAUAUAUUAAUGUUUUAUUAUAAUAAAUUGAAUGAUGAUGGAUAGAAUAGUAUGUUAAUAUAAUUUAUUUGAGUUACAAAAAGUGUUGGUGUCAAUUUUUUGUUGUUUGAAAGUAGCAGUGGUAUGAGUUUAAUUAAAAUCAGAUGUCAAUUACAUUUUGUUUUAUUUUUGAUGAACUACAUUCACAUCUGACAUAUUCUCUUUGAAGUCAGAAAGUGGUUCAGAUUACAAUGUAGUGUAAAAAUCAGAAAUAUAAACAAAAUGAAAUUGUAAUUUUAAUAUUAGUUAGAUUGAUAGGGUGUGUAAUGUGCAUCUAUUAUGUCAUAACCAAUGUAAAUUGCAAUUAUUAAUAUUAUGAGAAAUUGAAACACCUUUUCGUUUGGUAGCCUUCCCGGUCUCGAGUUGAUAAAAAUCGUGUUAAUUUAAUGUAGCCUUGAUCGUAUACAGGGUAUUUUAAACAUUAGUCAAAUUUCAUUAAUGUACCUUGAUUGUUGACUGAAAGAUUGAUACGAAAAAAUUAAUUGGAAUUAGGUAUGUGCAUGUUGCAUAAAGAUAAACUAGAAAAUGUACAUUCUGUGAAGAUUGGUGUGAAAAAAAGACCUAACUAAUUAUUGCUUUCUGAAAUUGUAAAUAAAAUAUCAAAUUUUGAAAAUAUUGUUAUAAGUAUGCCUAUUGUUAGACUUUGUCUAAACCACAAAUAUCAUAAACUAAAUAGUCAUUUUAUCAUUGUUAAUAAUAAAGAGUUUUGUUAUUAAUUGAAUUAAAUUAUUAAAUACAUUUGAUAUUAUUAAAUGACAUUUGCCAUGUAGAAAUAUCAAAUGUAGCAUCGAUGUAUUGUAUUUAUUAUAUACAUAAAUCAUUGGUCACAAUUUAACACAUGGGUAAUCACUUUGUGUAAUUAGCAACUUUUUAUUUGACUUUCAUAACAAACAUUUAAUGUGCCUUUUAUACAUACUGUGUACUACAUGUAUUAGGAUGCAAUACUGACUCGACUUUUAGCACAAUAUGAUAUUUGCAGGAAAUAGUUUGAUCCAAUAGUGGGAUAUGGUUAGGGUAUUGGUCAAAUAUUUGUAGGUUUUCUAAGAUUUGAUAUACUUUCACUUUUCUUCAUUGCCCAUCAUUGUACAAGGUACAGGUCAUCAUGGGUUAAAGAGAUAAUACCUUAUUACAACAAUUGUUUAUAAUUAUAUGUGGAAAAAAACUAAGUCUUUCAUCCAUUAUGUACAUAAAAGAUCAUAUCAAUAAACAAAACUUUCUUAAAUUU
Patella vulgata (common limpet) is the source of this 7059-nucleotide messenger RNA. RefSeq names its product E3 ubiquitin-protein ligase MYLIP. Gene Ontology annotation, biological process: ubiquitin-dependent protein catabolic process. Gene Ontology annotation, cellular component: cytoskeleton. Gene Ontology annotation, molecular function: ubiquitin-protein transferase activity. The record is from RefSeq and is a predicted model, not a curated record. The coding region runs from base 115 to 1464 and encodes 449 amino acids. The transcript has 6 exons. Lineage: Eukaryota; Metazoa; Mollusca; Gastropoda; Patellidae.